AACUUUCGCGCGCAAAUGUACGAGUUGCCUGCUGUAAUUUGUGGUGUUUGAACGUGUUUUCUAUUGUACACAAAAGUUUGCAGAAAUAAAAUCUAAUUUUACAAGGAUAUUUUGCGUUGACAAUAAUCAGAACUACUUAACAAGAUGUCUGACAAUCCUAGCUCUCCGCCACCGAACACCCCGAGCGACAUUGAUCGCCGGAAUAUGCGGGCCGCAAUGACCUCUCCGGUGGGUGAUUUUGAACCGUUUGAAAAUGAGGAGGAAAUUUUGGGCGACACCACCGUUCGGGAGGACAAUUACGACGAAGAUGAGGAAGAUGGGGAGGAGCUGUUCGGAGAUAACAUGGAAAAUGAUUAUCGUCCGGUUCCGCAUCUGGAUCGCUAUGACAUGGACCAGCUUGACCAAGAAAUAUACAGCGAUAUAUCGCAAGGCGAUCGUGCUGCCGCAGAAGCGGAAAUGCGCCGAAGAGAUCGCGCCGCAGGGAUUCAUCGUGACGAUCGAGAGCUGUUCUACGAGCGUAGCGACGAUGAAGACGACAUUCCAAGGGCUAAGAGACGUGCCGCUGAAAAAGCGGCCGAAGGUGAGGUUGAGGACACUGAGAUGAUCGAGUCUAUUGAAAACUUGGAGGACACCAAGGGGCACAGUAUCAAAGAAUGGGUGUCAAUGUUGGGCCCUCGCACGGAAAUUGCCAAUCGAUUCAACAGCUUCUUGCGAACGUUCGUCGAUGAUAAGGGACAGUACGUUUACCGGGAUCGCAUCCGUCGAAUGUGCGAGCAGAACAAAUCCAGCUUUGUCGUAUCUUACACGGAUGUGGCCAAUAAUCAACAUGUGUUGGCCUACUUCUUGCCGGAAGCGCCAUUCCAAAUGCUCGAAAUUAUGGAUAAAGUGGCCAAGGAAAUGGUUCUGAGCAUUUACCCUACUUAUGAACGAGUGACGAAUGAGAUCCACGUUCGCAUCUCCGAUUUACCGUUGGUUGAAGAGCUGCGUACUUUCCGAAAGCUUCACUUGAACCAAUUGGUUCGGACGCUUGGAGUUGUAACGGCAACAACUGGAGUCCUGCCGCAAUUGUCCAUUGUUAAGUACGAUUGUGUUAAGUGCGGUUACAUCCUGGGACCAUUCGUCCAGAGCCAGAACACAGAAGUUAAGCCAGGUUCCUGUCCUGAGUGUCAAAGCGCAGGACCGUUCUCGAUCAACAUGGAACAGACCUUGUACAGAAACUAUCAAAAGAUUACCUUGCAAGAGUCACCGGGACGAAUUCCGGCCGGACGUAUCCCUCGAAGCAAAGAUUGUAUCUUGUUGUCCGAUCUUUGCGAUCAAUGCAAGCCAGGAGAUGAAAUUGAGGUGACCGGCAUCUACACCAAUAAUUACGACGGAUCUCUUAACACCGAACAGGGCUUCCCUGUAUUUGCAACGGUCCUGAUUGCCAAUCAUCUGGUAGUGAAGGAUAGCAAACAGGUCGUUGCUUCCCUCACCGACGAGGACAUUUCCACGAUUCAAAAGCUGAGCAAAGAUCCUCGCAUCAGCGAGCGCAUUAUUCAAAGCAUGGCACCUUCUAUUUACGGCCACGAUUACAUCAAACGAAGCUUGGCCCUGACCUUGUUUGGCGGAGAAGCUAAAAAUCACGGAGAGAAGCAUAAACUUCGAGGCGAUAUCAAUAUCUUGAUCUGCGGCGAUCCCGGAACGGCAAAAUCGCAGUUUCUCAAGUAUUCGGAAAAGAUUGCUCCACGUGCCGUGUUCACUACCGGACAGGGAGCCUCGGCUGUUGGUUUAACGGCUUACGUGCGUAGAAAUCCGGCCACGCGUGAGUGGACCCUGGAGGCUGGGGCACUCGUCCUCGCGGAUCAGGGUGUCUGCUUGAUCGACGAGUUUGACAAAAUGAACGACCAAGACCGGACCUCAAUCCACGAAGCCAUGGAACAGCAGUCGAUUUCCAUUUCCAAGGCCGGCAUCAUCACUUCCCUGCAGGCACGGUGCGCCGUAAUUGCCGCAGCCAAUCCAAUCGGCGGUCGGUACGAUCCCAGUUUGACCUUUUCCGAGAACGUCAACCUGUCCGAGCCGAUUCUGUCGCGUUUCGAUAUCCUUUGCGUGGUGAAGGACGAGUACGACCCGAUGCAGGAUCAGCAUCUGGCGCGGUUCGUUGUCGGUUCGCACAUCAAAAAUCAUCCCACGAUGGACGACGUCGUGCCGGAGUCGCAACCCACCGACAGCCUGCAGAUCCCGCAGGAUUUGCUGAAGAAGUACAUCGUUUACGCCAAGGAGAACGUCCAUCCCAAGCUGACGAACAUGGACCAGGACAAAAUAGCGAAAAUGUACUCCCAGCUGCGUCAGGAGUCCCUGUCCACCGGAUCCCUGGCCAUCACGGUUCGACACAUUGAAAGCGUUAUCCGUAUGUCGGAGGCACACGCCCGCAUGCAUCUGCGCGACACGGUGCAGGACGUGGACGUCAACAUGGCCAUCCGUAUGAUGCUGGAGAGUUUCAUCGAGGCUCAGAAGUUCAGCGUCAUGAAGAAGAUGCGCUCCACCUUCCAGAAGUACCUAUCGUUCCAGAAGGAUCACUCCGAGCUGCUGUACUUCUAUCUGCGUCAGCUGACGAUCGAUCAGUUGGCGUACAUUCGCAGCAAAGAAGGACCUCGGGCGACUCGGGUGGAAAUUAUGGAAAAGGAUCUCAUCGAACGUGCCAAGACUGUCGACAUCCACAAUUUGAAGCCAUUCUACGACAGUGAGAUCUUCAAAAAGAAUGGUUUCGCUUAUGAUCCUAAGCGUAAAACCAUUUUGCAGAUUGUGCCUGAAGCUGGGGAGGCGUAGUUUUAAUGUUUUUUUGUCUAUUUUAAUUGCCCACCAUAUUGUACAACUGCUUUUUUUAAUAUAAGGUUUUUUUUUAUUCAAA
Messenger RNA from Aedes aegypti (yellow fever mosquito), 2887 nucleotides. RefSeq names its product DNA replication licensing factor Mcm2 (gene Mcm2). Gene Ontology annotation, molecular function: single-stranded DNA binding; ATP binding; 3'-5' DNA helicase activity. The transcript is spliced from 4 exons. The record is from RefSeq and is a predicted model, not a curated record. Lineage: Eukaryota; Metazoa; Arthropoda; Insecta; Diptera; Culicidae. Bases 145 to 2805 code for a protein of 886 amino acids. Gene Ontology annotation, cellular component: nucleus; MCM complex. Gene Ontology annotation, biological process: mitotic DNA replication initiation; double-strand break repair via break-induced replication; DNA replication.